This is a messenger RNA of Magallana angulata, 3672 nucleotides long. RefSeq names its product molybdenum cofactor sulfurase-like. Gene Ontology annotation, biological process: Mo-molybdopterin cofactor biosynthetic process. The transcript is spliced from 15 exons. Gene Ontology annotation, molecular function: pyridoxal phosphate binding; molybdenum ion binding; molybdenum cofactor sulfurtransferase activity. NCBI's taxonomy places the organism in Eukaryota, Metazoa, Mollusca, Bivalvia, Ostreida, Ostreidae. The record is from RefSeq and is a predicted model, not a curated record. Bases 118 to 2664 code for a protein of 848 amino acids.
GGCAAAAAGGUCAUUGGAAGAAAAACAUGGCAGCCUCCAUGAAGUACUAGAUUUUACACCUAAGCUUGUUGAUAUGGUUUUAAUGUUGACAGACGAAUAUUUUUUCAAAAACUGACUAUGGCAUUUGUGAAUCUGUAUAAUGUAGACAUCGAAUCAAGACGAGAUAACGAGUUUCCUCAAUUGAAAGGUUGUACCUAUGUGGAACACAUUGGAGCGACCCUUUAUUCCAAAAGUCAAAUUGAGGCUUACCAACAAGAGUUGCUAAGCAACCUCUAUGGUAAUCCACACAGUCGCAGCGAGAGCAGUAGGCUUAGCACAGAUGCUGUGGACCAAAUAAGAUUCAGGCUUCUGGAACACUUUAACACAAGUGAAGAUGAAUACACUCUGGUCUUUACAGCAAAUUGUACAGCUGCUCUUAAAACAAUUGCAGAGUGUUUCAGUUUUUCUCAGCCUUUGGAGGAUGGUGACGAAGCAAAUGAUGCACUGUCACAGAUGAAAAAUUCCCAGUCUGGCUGUUUUUGCUAUCUCCUAGACAAUCACACAUCAGUUGAGGGUAUGAGAGAAUGCCUACAUGACAAGACCUCUGCCAUUCUCUGUUUACCCGAGUCAGAACUUUACAACGAAGACAUCUCCAAAUCUUUCAUUCUUGCUCAACAAGACUCAUACAAUGCAGGAAAUUGCCUGUUUGUCUAUCCAGCUCAGUCUAAUUUCUCUGGCCGUAAGUAUCCAUUAUCAUGGAUAGAGGUGAUUAGGAACCAGGAACUAGGAUUCCAGAACCAGUUUACAGGAAACUGGUUCACAGUGCUGGAUGCUGCAGCUCUGGUUUGCACCUCACCUUUGGAUCUUGGAGUCCACAAACCGGAUUUUGUAACGCUGUCCUUUUACAAGAUGUUUGGUUUUCCAACCGGUUUAGGGGCCUUGCUUGUCAAGAAUUCAUCUGCUGCUCUGUUGAGGAAAACCUAUUUUGGAGGAGGAACGGUUGCAGCAAGCUCUGCCACAGAAAGGUUUCAUGUGUUCAGACCAAACUUGGCAGAGAGGUUUGAGGAUGGCACAAUUCCAUUUUUAGACAUAAUUGCUGUGAGACAUGGCUUGGAUGCCUUGAAGAAAAUUGGAGGUAGCAUGGAAAGAAUUUCAGGACACACAUUUUACAUUGCUAAAUAUUUUCAUCAUAAACUUGCUCACCUGCGGCACAGCAGUGGGGUUAAUGUAGCAGAGAUAUACACCAAUGGGAACUUCAAGGACCCAGAAACCCAAGGAGGAGUUGUAAACUUCAAUCUUUUCCGAGCAAAUGGGGACUACAUUGGAUUUGCAGAAGUGGACAGGCUGGCACAGUUGUAUAACAUUCACCUCAGAACUGGCUGUUUCUGCAACAUUGGAGCAUGUCAGAUGUUUCUUAAGAUCUCCUCAGAGGACAUCAAGUCAAACCUUCAGGCUGGUCAUGUCUGUGGAGAUGACAGGGAUUUAAUCAAUGGCCGCCCAACAGGAUCCAUCAGGAUUUCCUUUGGAUACAUGUCCACCCUUCAAGAUGCCCAGCACUGCCUUAAAUUCAUAGUGGAGAACUUUCUGGAGACAGCCAAUCCAAAGCCUGUCUUUACAGAGAAAUGGGAUGAAGUGCAAUUUGAAGAUGAAUUUGAAAAUUCCUAUGAAGUCAAACUGGAAAUGAAGAGUAACGAAUUAAAAGACAGUGUUACCAUGGAUACUGAUCUCAGAGGCUCUGAAUGCACCAACAUUGGUCUGUAUAGUAUGUCACAAAUGACACAAGCAGUUUCACCGCGUUUGGACAAUGUCAUUAUUCUGACCAACAUCUGCUUGUAUCCUGUCAAAUCAUGUGCUGCCUUUAAGGUAUCUGAGUGGGAAAUCGGACCAAGGGGCCUCCUGUUUGAUAGAAACUGGAUGAUCGUGUCAGAGAAUGGAGUAGCUAUAAGUCAGAAGAGGGAGCCCAACCUCUGUCUAAUCAAACCCUCCCUAGAUCUGUUACAGCAGACAUUGACACUCAGCUACAAUGAUAUGAAACCUGUGACCAUUCCUUUAUACAGAGAAGAGAAAGAUUUCCACAACAGUGCAGCAAUGUCCUGUACCAGUAAAAUAUGUGGCGACAGAGUGCUUGGGACUGACUGUGGUGAUCAUGUGUCGGAUUGGAUCAGUGAAGCUUUAGGGAGACCCGGAUGUCGCCUCAUUCAGCAAAACAACGACCACAUAAGGACCAGUAAGCUGAAGGACAAGGAAAAUGAUAUAACCAAAGAAGAGAAUUUAUCAUUAUCAAACGAGUCCCAGUAUCUUCUGAUCUCCAGACCAAGUGUACAGGAGCUCCUCAGCAAAAUCAAAGAGAGGCAGAGUAAUGAAAAUGAGGCUGGAGAACAAAUAGAUUUAGAAAAUCUGGUUCAUCGCUUCCGAGCUAAUUUAAUUGUUGAUGGCGGAAUCGGUUAUGAGGAGGACAGCUGGGAGCAAAUUCAGAUAGGACAACACAGAUUUAUGGGUCAAGGCGGGUGUACCCGCUGCCAGAUGAUUUGUCUGGACCAGGAGACAGGACAGAGGAGCAAGGAACCACUCAGGACCCUGGCUGUAAGCAGGGGGAGAAAGAUUCCAUUUGGAAUACAUGUAAGAAAUGAUGCACAUGCUGAAGGAGCCAGACUGAGGGUAGGGGAUAUAGUUCAACCUGUAUAGCCAAAUUUAUAUGACGCAAAAGAUCUUUGUUUUUUAUUUUCUUUACACAAAACUAGAAAAAGGUGCUACUGGUAUUUAUUUAUAGUGAUAUUUGAACAAACAAAGAAGUAUAUAUGUUAUUAGAAUUAUUAUAUAUGUGGGCUUUUAAUUAUUCAUAGUUCUACAAUUUUUUUUUUAAUCAUUGUAUACAAUUCAUGUAUAGAUACAUGCAAGUUUUAUGUAUAAUUAUUAAGAUGAUGACCCUAUUCAUAACCAGCAUAAUCAGACACAUUUAUGUGCCAUUUUACAUUCCAUCAAGUGUUGAAAGUUAAAUUUAAUUUGCAUACAUGCAUAUGAUACUUGAAAAGUAUUAUAAUCAUUUAUUUUUAAAUAUUCAGAAUUGAAUCAUGUUAUUUAUGUCAGCAUGAGAGUUAUAAUAUUCAGCAACUUGUUUAUGAUGUUGCACUUUUUAAGGCUUUUAAUGUACAUAUCUUGUUAUGUAUAUGCACUUCAUUUUUUAUGGUUUUGAAAUCAUGCACAGGUGCCAACAUUGUAGGGCUUUGUUAGUCAUAUAUAUUCAAUAUAUUUGCAGAUUCUAAAAGAUAAAACUUCUGUAUACCGUAUUUAGUCUUUCAAUAUUUGUUGAUCCAUAUCAAUGUUUUCAAAGCUAUGAGCAAACUUGGGCAUAGUAUGAUAGCUUUUUAGGGCGAUUUUUAUCUGUGAUACCAUUUUCAGGUGCUAGGCCAAUCAUAUUUCUGGACAGUUGAUUUGUACAAUUAUAUACAUGUACAGUGAAACACGCCUAUAACAAAGUGCCAGGGAUGGGUGAUUUAUGAGCGCAUUUCAUUAUAUCUGUCUAGAUAACAACAUGUAAUAAACCCAGGGGAAAUGAAAAUCACUUCGCUGUAAGCGUCAAUUCAUUAUAAGCAUGUUCGCUAUACAUGUAACCAAGUUUUACUGUAAUGUCUUUCACAGGUUUUCAUAUAAAUUUAUAUACAAAUGUUUAAUAAAAUAGUUACAUCUUCAACA